Messenger RNA from Lytechinus variegatus (green sea urchin), 7593 nucleotides. Its product is annotated as plexin-A4-like. The transcript is spliced from 38 exons. Lineage: Eukaryota; Metazoa; Echinodermata; Echinoidea; Temnopleuroida; Toxopneustidae. Gene Ontology annotation, molecular function: semaphorin receptor activity; protein binding. Gene Ontology annotation, biological process: negative regulation of cell adhesion; regulation of cell migration; positive regulation of axonogenesis. Bases 332 to 5965 code for a protein of 1877 amino acids. Gene Ontology annotation, cellular component: semaphorin receptor complex. The record is from RefSeq and is a predicted model, not a curated record.
GUAUAUCGAGAGGAACUCCGGUAGUACCAAAAUAUACCCGUGCACCGAUCGCAUGCAUGUGUUGCAUAUUUUCACCACUACUCACAUCGCUGGUGUGCAAAUGAUGCAUGCGGAGAAAACAACACUGGAAUAUUGUUGCGGUAGACUCUUACUUUUGUCAUCAUCCCGAUAACUUCGGGAGAUAAAUUUUGUCGUGAUUGAUUAAUUUUACACUGUAAACCUUCAGAGUGGCCAGAGACAACACUUGGAUAUCAUACUAUCUAGAUUGAGAAGACAAAGAGUGGAGUGUUCUGACAGAAACACGCAUUGAUUACACGGUAUACUGUCCAAGAUGAGCAUCUUCAGGAGCAAGAUGCCAUCUUUCCUUCAUACAUCUUUUAGAGAACAACAUCACCUCAACAUGGUAAUAUACAUCUCUUUCCUAGCCAUAACUCUUCUCAUCAGAACUACACAAGCAGCUGCAGUACUAAACUACUAUAACCUCACAUCAUUCACGCCGCCAAGACGAGGGAUGAAUUUGAACCGUUUUGUGGUUCACAACAGGACAGGAAAUAUAUUCCUCGCUGCAGAGAAGAACCUCUUUAGGCUUGGCUCUGACUUGCAGAGCCUUGGAAGCACUGGGACUUCCAGUUGUGCUUUAGAUGAAUCCUGCGAGGAUAUCACCAAGAUUCUUGCCAUUUCUCAAGGUGAUGCUGAUAACUUAAUCAUCUGUACAAGUGCAGAAGGAAGGUGUGAAGUUAGGAACUUGUUAUAUAUUGAGGAUGUGAUAGAUAGUGGAAAUAUAAUGGUUCCGGGGGAGACGGAGGGUCUCACUGCAGCAGGGGUCAUCACCAAAGUGAAUCGAAGGGAGCAGUUCUAUUUAGCAAAUACACUAAGUGGAGAUUACAACUCGAUCAUCAGUCCUAUCAGGAGAUGGACCGUUUCAGACAGCUUGGACCAGGUGGAGGAUGAGCUCAACCACUACGCUUUAACCGUGUCCGUGAACAACUUCCCGAUCUCCUACAAGGAAACCUUCACCUACGAGGAAUUUGCAUAUUUCGUCAUGAACCAGGACGGGAACGUGAAGUUGGGAAGGGUUUGCAAAACGGCCAUUAUGGAAUACUAUUCAGAGAUUACCUUAAGAUGUGACAGCAGGAGCAGAACAGGCACACCUUACAACGUCAUCCAGGCGGCUCGUGUUGGGAAACCUGGCCCAGACCUGCAGAUGUCCAUGGGGUCUGGCUCAGACGACAUCCUGUUUGCAGCCUUCUCAGAAUCUGACGUUGCGACUAGUCAUGCAGCCCUGUGCGUGUAUCGCAUGGCAGAUGUCAAAGAUGCCUUUAUGCAGGCUAGUAAACAAUGUAAAAGUGGAAACAUGGAUGCCAGUCUGACAUACCUGGCUGAUGCAAAUUGCGUUUCCUUGGCCAUAUCUGACGACAUAUUACCAGGACUUGUGUGUUCUUCGGAACGCACUUUCACCUACGCCAACGGCAUCGAGGAUCUGGUAUCCACUGCUGCCGUUGAGCCAUCGUCGCAUGUCCCGUCGUCCAUUGUUUCUGCUGUAGUAAGACAUCACACUGUGGUCUUCAUUGGCACCCAAGGAGGCGACCUGUUGAAGGUCCACAUUGAGAGUGACACAUCAGGAAGAUUAUACGAGACCUUACCAAUCGGCCCUACACCCAUCCUACCUGAUAUGUACAAUGACCAAGAUACUAGCAUCCUCGUAGCAAAUCAACAAUCGCUGUACAGAUUGGCAGUGGCUAGCUGCGGACAGUUCUCGACCUGCGAAGAGUGCAUUGGAGUGGGCGGGGCGGAGGACGGAGAUCCGUAUUGUGGAUGGUGUACGCUCGAAGCGAGGUGCACGCAGUAUCAGGAGUGUGUUAACCCCGAGUUGCCCGAUCGCUGGUUGGCCUACGAUACCGGAGAGUGCAUUAACAUCAAUCACCUCUCACCUAGCAGCCUACCGAGACAGCACUCGGAGUUGGACAUCUCUUUUUCCGUUGCUCACCUGCCGAUCCUUGAGACCGAGUCCUACUCGUGCCGCUUUGAUGACAUCACUUCCCGGCUCACCUCCUCUGUCGGCAACAACGUAACGUGUCUGUCACCAGCGUCCAAUGAACUACCAGCGAUACAGUCAGGCAGCGAUCAUGUUGCGCUGAAGCUGUCCCUGUUCAUUGAUCAAACCAAUGUGGAAAUCAUCAGCACCGAUUAUUUCUUCUAUGACUGCAGCAGAAUCUCAAGCUGUACGGAAUGUUCCAGUAGUCGGUGGGAUUGUGAUUGGUGUAUCCAUGACAACGCCUGCACCCAUGACAGUUCGUCUUGUUCGGCGGUAAUCACCGGAAUGGAUGGACCAUCAUCUUGUGCCAAGCUUCUACCUGUAACAUCAGCCAUUCAAAUUCCCGUCGGUUUGGAGAGAGAAUUUCAGCUGAAAGCUAUCAAUCUUCCAUCUAUGGUUCAAGAUUUUGAGUGUGUUGUGUACGAUGAUGACGGCCGGGAGCAAGCCACAUCUGCAGUUGUCAUCAACAGAACAGACGUUAUCUGCACAGCCAGGAGGUAUACAUUUAAUACUGAUGUGUUGGAACUAGAAGUGCCCGUGUCCGUCCGUUGGAAUGGAAAUUUCUACAUUGACUCACCAAGUGAUAUCAAUGUCACGCUCUACAAUUGCGAGUUUGAGCGAGAUAGCUGUAGCCGAUGCCUGUCUCCCAAGGUCACCCCGGCUGGUUUAGGAUGCGGAUGGUGCGGGACUGUCUGCGGUGUCCGCCAGUCUCCGGAAUGUCAAGGAGAUUCCUGGAUCCCUCAAGGAUCCAAUCAGAGUUGUCCUGGUCCAGUAGUGUCAAGGAUUUUCCCUAUGUCAGGUCCCAUAGAGGGCAACACCUUGGUUGAGAUCAUCGGUAGCGACCUCGGACAAAGCUUCUCAGAUAUUGCUUCUAUCAUGCUUGGUCAGCAUUCCUGCAACCCUGCGGGUUUACAGGAGAGCUACCGGGUGGGUUCCAGAGUUAAAUGCCUUACCUCAGCAAGGAUUGGUGAAGGAGAGGUUUUAGUGAAAGUGACCGUCAGAGACUCUCAGAAUAGUUUGUUGGAGAGUACAGGAUCAGUCAGGUUUACAUACCGUGAUCCAGAGAUCACCGGGUUCAGCCCGUCAGCAGGUAUCGCCAACGGAGGCACGGUCAUCGUGAUAACGGGCACUGCCCUCAAUACAGGCAGUAACAUCACAGCAUCCAUCGGUGAUGCUCCUUGUGAUAUCAUGUCUAUCAAUGAUACCUUCGUGAGCUGUGAGACUGGUAGGGCAACGGAGAACCUGUCCAGUCUGGUGACUCUUACAUUCGAUGGAGCUGAAAGGGAUUCACAGGAGAUGUACACGUACAAACCAAACCCCACCUUCGCUGAAUUAUCAACAUCUAAGUCCAUUGUAUCGGGUGGAGUAAAUAUCACCAUUUACGGUGUGGGUUUUGAGACCGUCCAAGAAGCAUUACUGAUUGCUGCACUCAUAACAGACCCUACAAGAGCAACCUCUGUGGACUGUCUCCUCCUGAGUGAUGUAGAGAUGGUUUGUCCCAGCCCUCGCCUUCCCACUUCACAAUCGACUAAUCAGAGGAGACGUAGGAGAGAAGCAGAGGAGGUCUCCCUUGCGCUGUCGUUGGACGAUUAUCUGGUCAACAUCAGUGAUUCUUUUGAAUAUUUCCCAGACCCUUCUUAUGAAAACUUCACUGAUGUCAAAGAGGUCUAUGGGAAUGACACGCUCAAAAUUAAUGGCAAAGAUUUGAAUCUGGCAGUGAGUAAAUCGGAUGUUCGCGUCGUGAUCGGUGAUAAAGUCUGCGAAGUUCUUAGCAUCACAGCAGAGACACUCUUCUGUCGAUUACCACCCACCCCGCCUCAGGUCAAGCGAAAUGGAACCUCUCAGACCUACCCAUCAGUCAUCGUCUUCCACGGGAGCACCCUGGAAUUCAACGUGGGGAGAGUCCGCUACCUCCAUGAUUCCGAAUUCAGGAUUAUUUUGGUGUCGGUCAUCGCUGUCCUGGUGGGCGUGGCAGUGGUCUUCACUCUCAUUGCUGUCUCGGUCUAUGGAAGACGGGUUCAUCAGCACAAGCUUAAGUCAGCAGAGGGUGCUCUGAUCAGGCUGGAGGAACGGCUGAAAGACAAAGCAACCGAAGCAUUUCACGACCUGCAACGGGAUAUGUCUGGUCUGAAAGAGCAGCUCCAAGGAGUUGGUAUGCCUUUUGUGAGUGGAGCAGACUACAUUAGGAACAUGCUCUUCUGGGGCCUCAACGUCCAGCCAAUGACCAGUGAUCCUGAGCUACCCCAGGAGAGUAUAAAACAAGCUAUGUCCGAGUUUUCUAAGCUUCUCAACAAGAAGCAAUUUCUCAUGGACUACAUUCAGUGUCUCGAUGAAGCCAAGAGCUUGAAACAGAAAGACAGAGUAAACAUUGCUUCACUAAUUUCAACCAUUCUAACCACAGAAGGUCGAUUUGAUUAUCUCACUGAUGUUACGCUGACAUUGAUGGCAGACAAGAUAGAAGAUUCAGAUGAAAACAGACUCAAACAACUCUUCAAAAGUGUUCAGAGUAUACUUGAGAAGCUUCUAUCAAACUGGGUGGCACUGUGUAUGUAUAAACAUUUGCAGAAACAAGUCGCGUACCCUCUGUAUGUGCUGUACCAAGCUAUCAAGGGUCAAGUAGAUAAAGGACCAGUAGAUGCUAUCACCGGUCAAGCUCAUUUCUCUCUCAACUUUGACUAUCUCCUAGACGAGGAUGUGGAGUUUGAAGAUGUGACCCUGCAAAUCGUAGACAAAGAGCACAAGGUGUUGGAACAGGUCAAAGUACUGGAUGUUGAUACUAUCACCCAAGCCAAACAAAAGAUAUUAGAUGCUAUGUACUGCAAACGACAGACGGCACAGCAGCUCAGGUCAAAUGAAGUAGACUUGGUGCUCCUUAAUGGACGUAUGGGUCAGCUGGUUCUGAGAGAUAGAGAUUCAAUUACUGAUACUAGAGGCCACUGGAUCAAAAUCAACACCAUCAAAGCUUAUAAGAUAUCUAAUGGUUCUUCAGUAGCCAUUGUCAAGAAGCAAGAUGGGACAAAUCAAGAGUUUUCCGGCCCUCUGGUGUUGGAUAAAGCAGAACUUGCCUAUUCAUAUGUGCCGAGGUUAUCGGAUUGCUAUACCCCUUUGUCUAUGGACAGAAAACAUGCUCAGUAUGUGAAGUUAAAUGCUCUGGCAGUCCCAGCUGUGAACAAUGUCCGUACGUCUUGGGAAUAUACUCAGAUUGAUGCAGAUCCAGAGGAGGGAAAACAGAUGUGGCACUUGGUGAAAGAGGAAAGUAGUGCUAUGAACGGUAAGAGCAAGAAAGGUCACAAGAUAGACCACAAACCCAAGCUCAUAAAGGAAGUCUAUACCUCGAGACUCCUCGUCACCAAGAAUGCCAUCCAGCCUUUCCUCGAUGAGUUCUUAGAUGCUACCUUCUCGCUACCUUCAGGCCAGUCUAGUUUACCCGUUCACAUCAAGUAUCUCUUUGAUUUCUACGACGCUCGAGCCGAAGAGAACAGUAAUCUCAAGGACAAUGUAGCUGCUGCAUGGAAAACCAAUAGCCUUGCUCUUCGUUUCUGGGUAACGGCCAUCUCCCAUCCAUCUUACAUCUUUGAUAUGCAACAGUCUCGGACGGCCGAUUACUGCAUCAAUGUUCUCACCAACAUGCUAGAUCACGCAUGCAAAAAGAACAUUCCUACCUAUAAUCUGGAUGCGUCGUUAAACAGGAUCCUGUACAGGCCAGAGCUUCCAAGGUAUAUCGAGAUGAUCGAAGGAUAUUUCAAUGCCAUUGCAGACUUGCCAGAGGUAUCCCCUUCUCAGCUUGAAGAAGAAAGCCAGCAAAUUACCAAUGAAUUUUCUACCCAUUUUAGCAGACUGGGAAUGCUUUAUCAGUUGUACGAGUACACCAAAGAACACACAGAUAUGUUGGACAGCAUCAGUGCAAUAAUUGAAGAACGAGAUGACUAGACUAGAGAGAAACCAAGUAGGAAGACAACGUACAUUAGACAGAUAGAGGCAAUAUCAACCAAACUUCAAAAUGUGCAAGAUUGACAUGCUGGUUUUAUUUUUUAAUUUGGUGCUACUACAUUAUGUCAUGGCUCUCUUUUGUUUAUGUCAUUGUUUUGAAGUAUAAAUGAAAGUUUUGUAUCUUUUUUCUUUGAUGGCAAAAUGAUAGUAUGCUACGACGAUUUCUUUGUUGAAUGAGAUCAGGACCAAAUGUCUGCAAUGCCUAUUUAUUUUGUUGGCGGGCAUGCACCUUUCAUCUUUAGUUUCAAUUUUUGUAGUUAAAACUUUUCCUCAUCUCUUAUUUUAAAUCAAUUUGAGAUAUAAAGCCUCUUCUUUUAUCCUUCAUAAAUAUUUAUACAUUACUUUGCUUUUAUUCUUCAUUCUGUGAAGUCUUGCUUACUUAAAUAUUUACUUUGGAAAUGUGCAUGCCAAAUAUUAAGUGGAUUACUAUAUUUUGCCGAGAGUGCAUUUCUCAUUUUUGAUAUUUUAACUCCAGAUACAGAGCUUGCCAAGAGAAAGAGUAAGAGAAGUUGAGCUUAUGAGAGUGUUGUCAAUGUUGUCAUAUGCUGUUUGUAGCCGUGAGGGUGAACAUUUGUGAUAUUUGUAUUUUAGUAAAUUAAAUCUUCAUUUAUUAAAACAAGUCCAUUACAUGUACAUUUACUUGUAUUGAAAAAAUACAUUUUAUUCUAAUGAAAAAUGAUACUCUGUUAACAUUCAACUCUACAAUAUUUAUAUUAUUUUCUGCAAUGUUUAUUUUUAACUCAAUAAUUAAUAUCCAUAUAUUUUGUUCAAGGUCUAAAAUCUUUUCUUAUCUCAAUUUAAAACAUUGUAUGAGAAAACAUUGUAUCAGUAUGUCCAAGUAUUUUUAUUCCUUUGUUCAACUCAAAAUGUUGCUUACUUUGAUCUGUUUGAAUAUACAAUGAUAUUUUAUAUUUCUAGAUUCCAUGUGUACCAAAUAUCCUUUUGACACGUACUACAGUAUACAUCUCUUUUGAUUUUAUGAUGGCCUUUAACGGUUCCUAGUAUAUGUAGCUUGUUUUUCUGAAGAUUCAAAUACUGGGAAGGUUCAUUACAUAAAAAAAAACAACGAAAAAAAGUUAGUUAUUCUGAAAGUUCGACCGUCAAAAUGAACUAAAUGUUUUUGUAGUUCUUGAGGUAUUUUUGUAGCAACAAACCGCAUUUCAUUUUCAGAAUAACAAACUUUUGGAAUAUUGCCCCAAAUGUUUUGAUUAAUGAUCCUUUUCAUUUUCUGAUUGAUGAUGUAUAUAUGCAAUUUGCAUGUUUUGGAAUAACAGACUUUCAGAAUAAAAAUCAUUAAUCUUUUAUAGGACUUUUUUCCCAUUACACUCCCUAAAGAUUUAAUGAUAUUCUUAAGUCAUACCAAUGAAUCUAUUCUAAGAAGUUACUUUGAAGUACACAUAGAUUGGUGAUGAAUGGUUUUUCUUGGUGUGCAUGUGGUUUGAACCUGUGCCCUGUGAUUGCAUUGAUCAUUAUGUAUGAUCAAACAUUGAAAUCACCUUCAUCAUCAAUCACUAACCUUUAUGUGAUGGGGGACCAGGGGCCCAUCUUACAAUGAGUUGCAAUUGAUC